Molecule: messenger RNA, 548 nt
Organism: Eptesicus fuscus (big brown bat)
Lineage: Eukaryota; Metazoa; Chordata; Mammalia; Chiroptera; Vespertilionidae
Gene: RPL31
Product: ribosomal protein L31
Exons: 5
Coding region: 69-446 (125 amino acids)
Biological process (GO): cytoplasmic translation
Cellular component (GO): cytosolic large ribosomal subunit; ribosome
Molecular function (GO): structural constituent of ribosome
Source: RefSeq, a predicted model, not a curated record
UGUACUUGCGAUCCUGCGUUCCCUCUCCCACAAUACCCUGCGCUCUUUCUUUCCAACUUGCCGGCACGAUGGCUCCCGCCAAGAAGGGUGGCGAGAAGAAGAAGGGCCGCUCGGCCAUCAACGAGGUGGUGACCAGGGAGUACACCAUCAACAUCCACAAGCGCAUCCACGGCGUGGGUUUCAAGAAGCGUGCCCCUCGAGCACUCAAGGAGAUCCGGAAAUUUGCCAUGAAGGAGAUGGGGACUCCAGACGUGCGUAUUGACACCAGGCUCAACAAAGCUGUCUGGGCCAAAGGAAUAAGGAACGUCCCAUAUCGUAUCCGGGUCCGUUUGUCUAGAAAACGUAACGAGGAUGAAGACUCGCCAAACAAGCUGUACACGUUGGUCACCUACGUGCCUGUCACCACUUUCAAAAAUCUGCAGACCGUUAACGUGGACGAGAACUAAUGCUGAUGGUCGAAUAAAGUCAUACAACUGCCUUGGAGGUUGGUUUUCUGUUUCUGACGGCAACGUGGUGUUUGUAACCUUAAAGUAGUUCCCAGUUACCGA